This is a messenger RNA of Diabrotica balteata, 981 nucleotides long. NCBI's taxonomy places the organism in Eukaryota, Metazoa, Arthropoda, Insecta, Coleoptera, Chrysomelidae. The record is from the annotation of a GenBank genome assembly.
AUGUUGUCUGGGGCAGCACCAAAAAUUGAACACAUGAAGAUGACUAUUUACAACACAAUAUUCUUUGGUGUGUGGCCAUUAGUUUUUGAUAAAAAACCGCUCUACAGAAGAAUUUACAACAUCUACUCUUGGUUUAUAUUUUUGAUAGCGUUUCUGUACGUCACCACGGAAUACAUCGAGUUAUACCUUAUGAUAAAAAAAAAUUUGGACAUGAUUAACUUUACCAAAUCAGCUGUACUAGCUUCGACUUACACAAUGGGCUCAUGCGAGUUCAGGCUUAUUGGACCAGAAUUGAAAUGUACCUUAGAAUUUAAAGGACCUCUAAAAGAAACAGAAGUAAUAGAAGAAGGUGAAGUUUCAGAUUGUACUGAAGUAAAAGUGUAUAAAUUAUCAUUAGAUAUAAAAGAAGAAGCAGUUUUAGAUACCAUUGUCUACUUGUAUAUUAUAUUUCCUCUAUUUUACCCAUACCAAGAAAUCUACGAUCCUGCCACAAACCAAACUAAACUACACAAAGAUUUGCCAAUAGACUCUUGGAUACCAUUUGACGUCGAUGAAGAUUAUUACAAGGCACUCUUAUGGGGAGAUAUCGCUGCCACCUGCUGUGCAGUCUACAAUUAUGGAACCGACAUCUUCUUUUUCAGCUUUAUUAGUUAUGUUAUGGGACAACUAGACAUCCUUAAUUAUAUUAUAUUGGAUUUUGAGAAUUAUAAGGGGAAAAUUAAAGAUCAACUUGAAUGUGAUGAUGAAAAAGCUGAGUUUGUAACAAUGCAGCUUUGUAUAAAAGAACAUCAAAGGUUAAUGGGUUUCAUUAAUGAUUACAAUAAUGCUAUGAGGAGUGUUAUGUUACGAGAUUUUCUACAGAGUUCUUUGCAGAUAGCAUUACUGUGUCUUUACGUAUUGCUAUUUACAUAUGAUGUCCUUCAAAAAUGUAAUAACAUCACUGUAGCAACAUAUGCAGACGACACCCCAAUUCUAGUGUAA